Molecule: messenger RNA, 3872 nt
Organism: Cyprinodon variegatus (sheepshead minnow)
Lineage: Eukaryota; Metazoa; Chordata; Actinopteri; Cyprinodontiformes; Cyprinodontidae
Gene: abcb11a
Product: ATP binding cassette subfamily B member 11
Exons: 25
Coding region: 75-3872 (1265 amino acids)
Biological process (GO): transmembrane transport
Cellular component (GO): membrane
Molecular function (GO): ABC-type transporter activity; ATP hydrolysis activity; ATP binding
Source: RefSeq, a predicted model, not a curated record
AAAAGAAAAAAGAAAACUCUCUUGGCGUUGGAUACUUUGAGCUGUUUCGAUUUGCCACCUGGAAAGACAAACUGAUGAUGGUGGUGGGCAGCUUGUGUGCCCUGGUCCAUGGCUCAGCUUCACCUCUCAUGCUUUUGGUUUACGGCAUGAUGACCGAUAUCUUUGUUGCUUAUGAGCGAGAAAUCCAAGAGCUCAAAGACCCAGAGAAGGUGUGCUCUAACAGCACCAUCCAUUGGUCCAACGGCUCCAUAUUUGAAACAGAUGAUAAUACCACACUUUCCUGUGGGGUGAAUAUUGAAUCAGAGAUGACCAUGUUUGCAUAUUACUACAUCGGCAUCGGAUUAGGCGUCCUGGUUCUUAGUUAUUUUCAGAUUUUCCUCUGGGUGUCAGCAGCCGCAGGACAAACUCAGAAAAUCAGAAAAACUUAUUUCAGGAAAGUUAUGCAGAUGGAGAUGGGAUGGUUUGACUGCAACUCAGUAGGGGAACUGAAUACAAGGAUUUCUGAUGAUAUAAACAAGAUCAACAAUGCUAUUGCCGAUCAGGUAUCUAUUUUCAUUGAGAGGGUCUCGACGUUUGUGUUUGGUUUCCUUGUUGGAUUCAUCGGCGGUUGGAAGCUUACCUUGGUUGUCAUAGCAGUCAGCCCUCUGAUUGGCAUAGCUGCUGGACUUAUGGCCAUGGCUGUGGCCCGACUAACAGGACGCGAGCUUAAGGCCUAUGCAAAAGCAGGAGCAGUGGCAGAUGAGGUCCUGUCAUCCAUCCGGACGGUUGCUGCUUUUGGAGGCGAGGAAAAGGAAGCAGAAAGGUAUGACAGAAACCUUGUCGAAGCUCAGAACUGGGGAGUUAAGAAGGGCUCAAUCAUAGGAGUGUUUCAAGGAUACCUGUGGUGCAUCAUCUUCCUGUGUUACGCCUUGGCUUUUUGGUACGGCUCUAAACUGGUCAUUGACACCAAAGAGCUGACACCGGGGAGCCUUAUUCAGGUUUUUUUUGGAGUGCUGAUGGCAGCUAUGAACCUCGGCCAGGCCUCACCGUGUCUGGAGGCCUUCGCUUCUGGUCGAGCAGCAGCGAAAACGAUUUUUGAAACAAUUGAUCGGGAACCGGAAAUAAAUUGUUUCUCAGAAGAAGGACAUAAAUUAGACAAAGUAAAAGGUGACAUUGAGUUUCACAAUGUCAGCUUCUUCUAUCCAUCUCGACCUGACGUUAAGAUUUUACAUAACCUGAGCAUUCAGGUUAAAGCAGGUGAAACGACUGCUUUUGUUGGACCGAGCGGAUCUGGGAAAAGCACCACAAUCCAACUCAUUCAAAGAUUUUAUGAUCCAAAGGAAGGAACGGUGACUCUGGAUGGCCAUGACAUCCGCUCAUUAAACAUCCAGUGGCUCCGCUCGCUCAUUGGCAUUGUGGAGCAGGAACCAGUGCUGUUUGCUACAACUAUUGCGGAAAAUAUACGUUAUGGUCGGCCGGGAGUAACCAUGGAGGAAAUCAUCCAAGCAGCAAAAGAAGCCAACGCUUAUAACUUUAUUAUGACUCUCCCGCAGACGUUUGACACUCUGGUGGGUGAAGGUGGAGGCCAGAUGAGUGGAGGACAGAAGCAAAGGAUUGCAAUUGCUCGAGCUCUUAUCAGAAACCCUAAAAUCCUGCUGCUGGACAUGGCCACAUCAGCCUUGGAUAACGAGAGCGAAGCUGUAGUCCAAGAAGCUCUAGAUAAUGUACGAACAGGAAGGACAACGAUCUCCAUAGCCCAUCGUCUUUCCACAAUCAGAAAUGCAGAUGUGAUCGUUGGAUUUGAGCAUGGACAAGCUGUGGAGAGAGGAACACACAGCGACUUACUGGAAAAACAAGGCGUCUACUUCACUCUUGUGACCCUGCAGAACCAAGGUUCAUCCAACCCAGCUAGUGAUGUGAUCAAUGAGUCGACUGAUGAUGGAUACGAAAACAUAGUGGAGACUUUUAGACGUGGAAGUUACAGAUCCAGCAAAAGGAGCUCUGUACGUCUGCGAUCUCAGAGCACACUAUCAAAUGACUUUGUCCCGGAUGCAGUGUCAGGAAGCCUCAGGAUCCCUAUGGACCUUCAGGUCACACCAGAAAAUACACCUGAGGAUGGCCCUGAAGAAAGCGAGGAGUCAGCUCCAGUUGCACGCAUCCUGAAGUACAACCGACCAGAGUGGCCGUACAUGCUUCUGGGAUCAGUGGGAGCAGCAAUCAAUGGUGCUGUUAACCCUGUCUAUGCAGUCCUGUUCAGCCAGAUUCUCGGGACUUUUGCCAUUCAGGACUUGGACAAGCAGCGCAAAGACAUUAAUGGCAUCUGUGUGCUGUUUUGCAUUGUGGCUGUGAUAAGUUUCUUCUCACAAUUUCUGCAGGGAUAUUCUUUUGCUAAGUCUGGAGAACUACUAACCCGCCGUCUGAGGAAAGUGGGCUUUCAGGCCAUGCUAAAACAAGAAGUUGGCUGGUUUGAUGAUCCAACAAACAGUCCUGGAGCCUUGACCACCAGGCUGGCCACAGAUGCAUCCAUGGUUCAGGGGGCAACAGGUUCUCAGAUUGGAAUGAUUGUAAACUCACUGACCAACAUUGGAGCUUCGUUCAUCAUUGCCUUCUACUUCAGCUGGAAGUUAACGUUGGUAAUCUUGUGCUUCCUGCCUCUUAUUGGGCUAUCUGGUGUAUUCCAAGCCAAAAUGCUGACAGGCUUUGCAAACGAAGACAAAAAAUCUAUGGAAGCAGCAGGACGGGUGUCCAGCGAGGCUCUUGGCAACAUCAGGACUGUUGCGGGUUUAGCCAAAGAGCGCUCAUUUGUGGAAAUAUAUGAACAAAAACUUGAGCUUCCAUAUAAAUCUGCCAAGAAGAGAGCCAACGUCUAUGGACUCUGUUUCGGUUUUGCCCAGUGUGUCAUCUUCAUGGCAUAUGCUGCUUCUUUUAGAUAUGGAGGCUACCUGGUGAGAGCCGAAGGGUUACCAUACAUGCUGGUGUUUAGGGUGAUUUCAGCUGUGGUGAUCAGUGGGACGGCACUGGGCAGAGCUUCCUCCUUCACUCCAGAUUACGCCAAAGCCAAAAUCGCCGCUGCUCAGUUCUUUAAACUGCUGGACAGGAUUCCAAAAAUCAGCAUCAGUCAUACAGAUGGAGAGAAAUGGGAGAUGUUCAAAGGAGAGAUCCAGUUUUGUAAUUGCAAGUUUACGUAUCCGACAAGACCGGACAUUCAAGUGCUGAGCGGCUUGGUUGUUUCUGUGAAGCCUGGUCAGACUUUGGCUUUUGUUGGGAGCAGCGGCUGUGGGAAAAGCACCAGCGUUCAAUUACUGGAAAGGUUCUAUGAUCCAGAUGAGGGACAAGUGCUGAUUGAUGGUCACCCGUCCCAUAACGUCAACGUGCCCUUCCUGAGGUCACAGAUUGGGAUUGUAUCACAGGAACCAGUUCUAUUUGACUGCAGCAUAGCGGAGAACAUCCAGUAUGGAGAUAACACUCGGACCAUUAGCAUGGAGGAGGUUGUGGAGGCUGCAAAGAAGGCCCAUCUUCAUGACUUUGUUAUGUCUCUACCAGAUAAAUAUGAGACUCAGGUGGGUGCCCAAGGCUCACAGCUGUCAAGGGGACAGAAGCAACGCAUUGCCAUCGCCAGAGCAAUUGUCCGUAAUCCCAAGAUCUUGCUGCUAGAUGAGGCUACUUCUGCUCUGGACACUGAAAGCGAACAGACUGUUCAGACUGCUCUGGAUGAGGCAAGAAAAGGGCGAACCUGCAUCGUCAUCGCUCACCGGCUCUCCACCAUCCAGACUGCAGACAUUAUAGCAGUAAUGUCAGCAGGAGUAGUUAUUGAACAAGGCACACAUGAUAAACUCAUGGCCAAAAAGGGUGCUUAUUAUAAAUUGGUCACAACAGGAGCUCCGAUCAGCUAA